UCGCUCAUCUUGAUCCCUUGACUCUAGCAAAGCCUGGUAAGCUCGGCAAGCCUGGUUGUCGGGAAUGUGGAUGGAGUCAAGGUGGUGGCCUUCCCCUUCCCUUGCUCACCUUGUCGCCCGCUUUCGCUACACUUAUGGCAUCCCGGAUGCUUACCUUGGCCAGACUACGUACCGGAUGACCGAAGCUUCGGUUAUUAAUGCUCUGGAUCAGGAUAAAUGACUUGAAUGAUGCCAAUACU
Neurospora tetrasperma FGSC 2508 is the source of this 239-nucleotide messenger RNA. RefSeq lists its product as uncharacterized. NCBI's taxonomy places the organism in Eukaryota, Fungi, Ascomycota, Sordariomycetes, Sordariales, Sordariaceae. Bases 65 to 220 code for a protein of 51 amino acids. The transcript has a single exon. The record is from RefSeq and is a predicted model, not a curated record.